Molecule: messenger RNA, 1944 nt
Organism: Cuscuta campestris
Lineage: Eukaryota; Viridiplantae; Streptophyta; Magnoliopsida; Solanales; Convolvulaceae
Source: the annotation of a GenBank genome assembly
AAAUGUAGCAUGGUCCAACAGAAAAUUAAGCAAAACCGUAGUGGGGAGAUAGAGAUUAACCAACGAGAAACCCACCGCGCUCUGCCCCGCCGCAGUGACACCGCCGACACCCGCAGCCCACCCUCCUGUCGCUUCCGCUGUCUCCAAACCAGUCGAUCGAAAUUUUGCUAUUAAAAUUCAAAUGGCUGAGGUAAACCAUCCUGAAGAAUAUCGUGUAGCACCAAAUUUCCAAAUCAGGGCAUUCUUUGACUCAGCUCCUCCAAUUCAUGAUGCUGCCGAUAUCAAGGCAAAGUUGAAUGAAUUUAUUCACAGGAAUUGUUUAGCUUCAGGAAAUGAUGACAAAGCAAACAGGAUAGUGUGUGUUACUUCUGGUGGUACUAGUGUACCAUUAGAGAGGAGGUGUGUUCGAUAUAUUGAUAAUUUCAGCUCAGGCCACAGAGGAGCUGCUUCCACUGAAUACUUUUUGAAGUCUGGUUAUUCUGUCAUAUUUCUCUACCGAAGGGGAACCUGCCAGCCAUUCUGUAGAGAUCUUCCAGAUAAUGCAUUGAUUGAGUGCUUACAAUAUAAUGAUGCAUCUAGCCUUCAAGUGGAUCAUAAAUGUGCUGAGGUGGUGAGAAGAGCAAUUACUGAACAUCAGGCGGCUGUGGCUGGGGGCUCUCUGAUCAAACUCCCGUUCACAACAAUCUUUGAAUAUCUGCAGAUGUUGAAGCUGAUUGCUGAGUUGCUCAGAAGCAUUGGUCCAAGUGCUAUGUUUUAUCUUGCUGCUGCCGUUUCUGACUUUUAUGUUCCUUGGGAAAGCAUGACUGUUCACAAGAUCCAGUCUGGAGCAGGUCCAUUGGACAUGCAGCUUGCUCAAGUGCCGAAGAUGCUUUCUGUGCUCAGAAGUGAGUGGGCACCUAUGGCUUUCUGCAUUUCAUUUAAGCUAGAAACUGAUAAAGAUAUCCUCUUGGAGAAGGCUGAUAUGGCUCUUAGGAAGUAUGGAAUGCAUAUGGUUGUAGCUAAUGAGCUCUUAACCCGAAAAGAAGAAGUCACGGUUGUGGCACCAAAUGAGAAGAUUAUUGUUAAGAGGGACGAAUCCCAAGUUGGGGCUGAUGUAGAAAACCCUCUGAUCAACCUCAUUGUGGAAAGGCAUUCAGAGUAUAUAUGCAGAUUGAACCAAUUUGUCUGUGUUAAAGAGCAUCCCACAUCGGAAUAGUGUGAGGAAAUUGAUCGGUAUAUAAGCUCUUGAGUUGAACUAACUAAUCGAUUGGAUUCAAUCUUUUAAUGUGGUUCAACCCAAGUGUCUUAUUACCCAAUCCAGUUGUCCAUACCCCAUCCUAAAUUUUAUCAUGGUAUCGGAGCCAGUUUUAGUCCACCUCAUUUGUCAAGGUGUUCGUCUAGACGUUCAUUUCUAGCGGCCCGUUUGUCUUUAGCCCAGUUGUCUGUAUGGAGUAUGUACCCAACGGCCUGUGACCCGUUUAACACGAUUGCUCGUCUGGAAGUCCAUACCCAGCGGCUCGUGGUUAUUUAGGUGUUGGCGCUCAAAAAAAAAUUAAGGGAAUGGGAGUUCAUUUGCAAGUGGUCAACCAGUUAGAUUCAAAAUGGCCCGGUUGUCCACUUGAGAGGGAGUGUUAAAGAGCAUCCCACAUCGGAAAAGUGUGAGGAAAUUGAUCGGUAUAUAAGCUCUUGAGUUGAAUUAUCGAUUGGAUUCAAUCUUUUAAUGUGGUUCAACCCAAGUGUUUUAUUACCCAAUCCAGUUGUCCAUACUCCAUCCUAAAUUCUAUCAGCCUGCAAGUAAACAUUCUGGGCUACAUCUCUUUUUUUGACAGGUGCUUUUCUUCAUCAACCGAUCUUGACAAAAAACGUACCAACAUUUCCUUUUUGUUACCACUUUUAUUUAUUUCUAAACAAACUACAGAAAUGACAUAAAUAAAACUAAUGGUAAAUUAAAAUAAUUGAUGAACU